This is a messenger RNA of Cannabis sativa, 3051 nucleotides long. RefSeq names its product receptor-like protein kinase FERONIA. Lineage: Eukaryota; Viridiplantae; Streptophyta; Magnoliopsida; Rosales; Cannabaceae. The transcript has a single exon. Gene Ontology annotation, molecular function: ATP binding; transmembrane receptor protein tyrosine kinase activity. Bases 135 to 2840 code for a protein of 901 amino acids. Gene Ontology annotation, cellular component: plasmodesma; plasma membrane. Gene Ontology annotation, biological process: protein autophosphorylation. The record is from RefSeq and is a predicted model, not a curated record.
UCCAUUUUUUCCAUGAUAGUUGUACAUGCAUUUAAUUUUUUGGGUGCAUUAAAGGUCUUGUUAUUAACUUCUCUAUUAAUCAUUAAAAAACUUGCCCGAAACAUACAUCCCCAUAUCGUUUUCGCUACUCAAAUAUGAUUCCAAAGUCAUUUCAACCUCUGGUCAUCUUCCUCGUGUUGAUCACUGUUGUGUUUGCUCGGGGACAGCCGCUUCAAGCUAAUUACAUCCAUGUAGAAGACACAUCCAUCGACUGUGGCUCUGACGCGAUUAACAAAACCGCACGAGACGAUCGGAAGUGGAGUGGAGAUAUCAACUCUAAACUAUUUCCCUUAAAAUUUGACAAAAAUAGCGAUUCAUUUGCCUCCCCAGUUGACAGAUCUAACCCACCCGACGGAACAGAUCCCGUCCCUUAUGGAACCGCGCGUCUCUCGUUCACAGAAUUUACCUACACCAUUCCGGUAACUCCAGGCCCAAAGUUUGUUCGGUUGCACUUUUACUCAGCUACUUACCGAAACGUUAGUAUUUCCAAAGCUUUCUUCUCAGUCAAAGUCAAUGAUCAAUACACCCUCCUAAAUAACUUCAGUGUUUCCUUGAAUGCUGAUUUUUUUAGCAGAAAAGAUAUUGUGAAAGAAUACUACGUAAACGUCGAGAGUUCCAAAUCGACGAUGAGCAUAAAAUUCAUUCCUAGUACUUCAAUUUCCGGGGCCAUUGCUGUCAUCAAUGGAAUCGAAGUCGUAUCGUUACCGGCAGGUCUUUAUAACACCGAACAUGGUCUUAGGACAUUGGGAGAUACUCAAUUUUCCCCGCUCAAUAGCAACAUAGCUAUGGAGACUAUGUAUCGCAUAGAUAUAGGUAGCUCAAGAUCCAUCCCACCCAGAGAAGACACGGGGUUUUUUCGUAAUUGGGAUAAUGAAGAUCCAUACUUGACCAAGCGAGGAAGCAGUCUUAUACCAGCCGAUACUUCUGCAGUCCUUAAUUUCGAAAUGGUUCCAAAUUAUACUGCACCAAAAGCCGUGUAUCAAACAGCCAGAACAAUGGGUAACAAAGACAAAGAAAUUGUUAGGAGCUACAAUCUCACAUGGGAAUACCCGGUGGAUAAUGGAUUUAACUACAUGGUAAGGUUGCACUUUUGCGAAAUUGUACUUCAAAUGAAUUCGUCCGGUGAUCGGGUGUUUUCCAUUUUCAUAGCUGACCAAACAGCAGAGACAGACUUCGACGUGAUCAAGCUGGCUGGUGGUAAAUUUGUUCCUUAUGUCACAGACUAUCUAGUCUCAAUGUUUAAUAGCAGUACAGAGACCCCAAUAAACCUCUCUAUCGCUCUGCAAGCAAGUCAACUGGAUUCGCAAUCAUUAUACAAUGACGGAAUCUUAAAUGGGGUGGAGAUAUUCAAAAUGGGCUCCAAAAAUAACCUUGCCGGUCCCAACCCUAAAGCAAAGCCUAAAUGGUCACCUAAUAACUUAUUCACCAAGGAAAAUGGAAAGAAGACCAGAUUGGUUGCCGGUAUAAUAUCUGGUGUCGUUUCUGUCGUAAUUAUCCUCUCACUUCUUGCAUUUUUCGUCGUCCGGCGAGGAAGAAAAAUCAAAGACUCGGCCUCCAGCAAAGGAAUUAGGUGGGCCCCCAAAUCCUUUGCUACGACCAAGUCAAGCAAAGCGGGCGGAUCAUCAUCAUUGCCGUCUGAUCGCUGUCGCGACUUCUCAUUGGUUGAGAUCAUAGCUGCCACAAAUAACUUCGAAGGUAUUUUCAUUAUUGGGGUCGGAGGUUUCGGCAACGUUUACAAAGGAUACAUAGACAAUGGGACCAUACCAGUUGCAAUCAAACGACUUAAGACUGAGUCAUCUCAAGGGAUCCAAGAGUUCAAAAAUGAGAUCGAAUUGCUCUCCCAUCUCCGCCACCGACACCUUGUCUCUCUCAUUGGCUAUUGCAACGAAGACCCCGAAAUGAUCCUCGUCUACGAUUACAUGUCCAAUGGGACCCUCCGUGACCAUCUUUACAAAACUGACAACCCACCUCUGACGUGGACACAACGCCUCCAGAUUUGUAUGGGAGCAGCUAAUGGAUUACAUUAUCUACAUACAGGGACAAAGUAUACAAUCAUCCACCGUGAUGUUAAAACUACAAAUAUCCUUCUGGAUGAAAAUUGGGUGGCCAAGGUUUCUGAUUUCGGUUUAUCAAAAACUGGGCCCACUAGCAUGUCCAAUGCCCACCUCACCACAGUUGUCAAGGGUAGUAUUGGGUAUUUGGACCCUGAAUACUAUAGGCGCCAACAGCUAACUGAAAAGUCGGACGUUUACUCAUUUGGUGUUGUUUUGUGUGAGGUUCUUUGUGGUAGGCCACCUAUACUAAGGACAGCACAGAAGGGACAAGUCUCCCUUGUUGAAUGGGUACAAAAUAGCUAUCAGAACGAAACGCUUCAUGAGAUUAUGGACCCGUAUCUAACGGGUAAGAUUGCACCAGAGUGCUUGAAGAAAUACGGUGAGUUAAUUAUGCAAUGUAUGUUGGAUAAUGGGACAGAGAGACCUUCGAUGAAGGACAUUGUGUGGAGACUGGAGUUUGCACUUCAAUUACAGAAUUAUUGGGAGGCUAAUAAUUACGACAGUGUUGAUGGUGGGGAACUAAAGACGAAGGCCGCUGAGGAUGAGGUUACUCUCUUGAAAACUUAUGGCAACAAAAUUGACAUUGGUGAUGAUGAUGGGACAUUUACUAGUAGCUGGGCAGAGACGACCGAGUCAAAAAGCAGUGCCUCUACUAAACUGAUCAGUAGUAGCAGCGACGACGAUUCUAGGAAAAGGAUGUCUGGGACUGUGUUCUCCGAGAUAACUGAUUACCCAAAAGGGAGAUGAAUGAGUCAAUGAAGAAAAAUAUUAUAUAUAAUUAUGAUAUAUUGCAGUUUUAUAUCAGUUCGAUUUUAACUACUGUAAUAAAUAAUAUAUGCCAAUUAGAUUAUUUUAAGUGUCUAGCCUGUUUUUAUAAUAUUUUUUUGUAAUUUCGUAAAACAAGUUCCCAAGCAAUAAAUAAAUUAUAACCCUAGAACUAUAUUUUUAGCCUUAAAAA